Eurytemora carolleeae is the source of this 674-nucleotide messenger RNA. RefSeq lists its product as uncharacterized. The transcript is spliced from 6 exons. The coding region runs from base 108 to 581 and encodes 157 amino acids. NCBI's taxonomy places the organism in Eukaryota, Metazoa, Arthropoda, Copepoda, Calanoida, Temoridae. The record is from RefSeq and is a predicted model, not a curated record.
AUUGUUUUCUACUUUAUCCUGAACAAUGCAGUUAAAUAUCGAGUUAGUCCGGAAGAAAAACAAUGUAAUCCACGAAACUUAGGAUAUAAAUCCGCAAUACAUCAAAUAUGGCGAUGUAUACAAUGAAAGUUAUCCUAGCCUCGUUACUAUUCUGUUCUAUCUCAGCUUCAACUGGAGACAAUACGAUUAUUGAUACUGCUGGUUUAGAGCCAACAGGGUUACAAAAUGUUGAAGAUGUUAGAGAAAAUAUAAUAUCAAUGGAUUUGGAUUGGGAUCUAGAGAAUAUACAGGAAAUGAAUAUGGAAAACAUCGGAUAUGGAAUAAAUGUGACAGAAUCUGGAGAUGAUGUUGUUGAAUCCAAUCUGAAGUCUCCAGCAAUGUCAUUUAUAAACGAAGAGGUGGUUGUUGAGGCGGAGAAGGAGGAAGGGGGGCGGAGAAGAUCCAAUGUGAACUGGGUUCUUAUAGGAAUGGGAUUAUCUGUAGGAAUUGUAUCUGUUGGUAUAAUAGCUGGCGUUAUUAUAUUAACUGUAAAGUGUCUUGGUAAAAAGAAGAGAUCUGUUAGAAUUGAAGAAAGGGCCUAGUUUGAGAAUAUUAUAAUCUGAUCAACACAUAUGCUCUAUGCUUUGGAUAAAUCUAUUGUAAAAUAAUAAUAAAAUAUAUAUUCUAAAACGUGA